GGCGUACGCGUACGUUUAUUGUCCGUUGUGUCGUCGUCCGAUAACUACGUAGUACGUAGUUACAACUUUCGGCGGAGAGUGGUGACCAGUGAAGACAUCUUAGGUCUACAUUGUACUGCUCUUUAAAGUUUAAGGGCAGACGGCCAGUUAUAGCAAUAUUUUUAUAUUACGUUCGUGAUUUAUUCGUUUUGAAUAAAAAAAAAACAUGAGUGAAAAUAUAAAUGAAACGACCAUGCCUGUUUCACAGCUUCAAAUCCAAUGGCCUCAAUCGCCUCCAGCUACAGUACCACAACCAAUGGGUCCUAGUAGUACAUCAACUUUAUGCACUGUAUGUGGCAAUUACAUUCAUACAAGCACAUCAAAGAAAGCUAAAUCUUCUGCUUGGUGGAGUUGUAUACUGAUGUGUUUGUGUGGAUGCUGUUUUGGAUGCUGUCUAAUUCCUUGCUGCAUGGACUCUUGCAAUGUUGUCAACCAUAAGUGCCCAAAAUGUAACACUUUUUUGGGACAGUACAGACCAUAAACUAAACUUCAACAAUAUAGUUGGACCGCUAAUUUUUUAACUACUUUUAUUAUUAUUUUUUAAAAACGACAAUUGAAUUUAAGUAAUUUUCAAUUUUUCAUGUAGUAUGGUAUUUAUAUUUAAAAAAGAAUAAAAUGUGUAUUUUAUUUUUCUAUUUUACAUUCAAGCAUAUAUAAUAUGGUAGCAGUAAAUUUAAAAAUAAGGUACCAUAAUAUUAUUUUUCCACUGAUUAUGUAAAAUAAAUAUUUUUAAUUGAACAGUAUGAUAUGAUGUAAAAUUAAUUUUCUUUUUAUAUUCAUUAUCUAAUGUUCUACAGCAAUUUAAUAUUAUUACUAUUAAGUCAUCAAUUAUAAAUACUUUGUAAAAUGUAUAUUGUUUUGUUUAUGAAUUAAAAUAAUGAUUUUACUA
Rhopalosiphum padi (bird cherry-oat aphid) is the source of this 928-nucleotide messenger RNA. RefSeq names its product lipopolysaccharide-induced tumor necrosis factor-alpha factor homolog. The record is from RefSeq and is a predicted model, not a curated record. The transcript is spliced from 3 exons. Gene Ontology annotation, molecular function: zinc ion binding. Bases 206 to 520 code for a protein of 104 amino acids. NCBI's taxonomy places the organism in Eukaryota, Metazoa, Arthropoda, Insecta, Hemiptera, Aphididae.